CCAUGUGACCUCGGUGAUCAUUCACAGAUUUCACUAGUAGCAAGCAAUGAUGUCAGAAGUGACAUCUUGCUUAUUACUAUUCAUGUGAUCACUGAUUGGCCAAUCACUGAUCACAUGAUCGGGACCUCACACAAAGGUCCCGUACAGCGAUCAGUGUUCCACUGUGUGAGAGGACACAGCGGGCACUGGAUCGCGUGUGCUGCGCGCUCCUAGGCUAAAAUGGCGGGCGCUGUUUAUGAACGGCAACCCGCCCUGGCCCAUGUAUAUAAACGGCCAGAUGGGAA
Messenger RNA from Staurois parvus, 284 nucleotides. The record is from the annotation of a GenBank genome assembly. NCBI's taxonomy places the organism in Eukaryota, Metazoa, Chordata, Amphibia, Anura, Ranidae.